AUGGAGAAAAGUAAGAGUAACUGUGUGAGAAAAGGUGCAUGGACACAUGAAGAAGACAAGUUACUCAAAGCUUGUAUUGAAAAGUAUGGUGAAGGAAAAUGGCAUCUAGUUCCACAAAGAGCAGGAUUGAAUAGGUGCCGGAAAAGUUGUAGAUUGAGAUGGUUAAAUUAUUUAAACCCCACUAUCAACAGAGAGAGUUUUGCUGAGGAUGAAGUUGAUAUGAUCUUAAGGUUACACAAACUCUUAGGGAACAGAUGGUCAUUAAUUGCUGCAAGGCUUUCGGGAAGAACCGCUAAUGGUGUGAAGAAUUAUUGGCACACACAUUUAGGCAAGAAGAUGAUGGUUUCUAAAGAGCUAAAAGAAAAGAAAGAAAAAUCUAACAAAAUUAUGAAAGCCCAUGAAAUUAUUAAACCUCAACCUCGAACUUUCGCAUCCUAUUCACCAUGGUUGAAUGAGAAACAUAUUGCAAAACCAAUUGUGGCGGUUUCAACUAAAGAUGCUAGUGUGGCGAAAGAUAGUGACAUAGAUACUCUGGUGCCAAUUAAUGAUAAUGGAGAUCAUGCUAUGUGGUGGGAAAGUUUGUUGAACUUGAGCAAUGAUAAAAUUGGCUCAAGCUCUUUACUACAAGAAGAGGGAAAUUCAAUUUUAGAGUUACCAAAUGUUGAGAACAUUUUUAUUGAAGGCUCCAAUGUCAAUGAUUUUCAUUGGGAUUCCGUCCUUUGUGAAUUUGAUUCUCUUUGA
Vicia faba (fava bean) is the source of this 741-nucleotide messenger RNA. NCBI's taxonomy places the organism in Eukaryota, Viridiplantae, Streptophyta, Magnoliopsida, Fabales, Fabaceae. The record is from the annotation of a GenBank genome assembly.